Molecule: messenger RNA, 940 nt
Organism: Leptinotarsa decemlineata (Colorado potato beetle)
Lineage: Eukaryota; Metazoa; Arthropoda; Insecta; Coleoptera; Chrysomelidae
Product: metaxin-2
Biological process (GO): mitochondrion organization
Cellular component (GO): cytoplasm; SAM complex
Source: RefSeq, a predicted model, not a curated record
UGGAACGCAGCCUUAACCACUCCUAAUUAUUAUUCUAAUACUGAUACCUUUCAAUACAUAAAAGUUUAAAAUCAGCCUUCCAUUUAUUUAUUUUUAUUUGUAUAAUGGUUUUAAUGGAUAAAAUAUCAUUGGAACUUGGAGCUCAGGAGCCUUGGCCUAAAGAUGUUAAAUUAUAUCAGCCAUAUGAAGUUGAGCAAAUUUUAUUGCCUGAUAAUGCAAAUUGUCUAGCUGUUCAAGCAUUUCUGAGAAUGUGCCAUUUAAACUAUGUUGUUGAACCAAGACCUAAUGCAGAGGCAAUGUCCCCAUCCUUGAAAGUCCCCUUUAUCAAAGCCGGUAGAUUUGUCAUAUCCGAGUUGGAAGAAAUCGUGCAGUUUGUGAACAGAAAGGGAAUUACUUUGACCGAAAAAUUAGACCCUGAUCAGAAGGCUGACAUGCGAGCUUUCAUGUCUUUAAUACACAACGUCAUGGAAGUUUCUGAACUUUACAUUUGCUGGGUCGAUCAAGAAACCUAUAAUGAAGUAACAAGCUUGAGACACGGUUCGGUUUACCCGUGGCCUUUGAAUCAUUUUCAGAAUUAUGUAAAAAGAAACCAAGUGAUAAAGAAACUGAAAGCUAUUGACUGGUAUAAAAAAACCCUGGAAGAUGUUUACACCGAAGUAGAGUCUUGUUGUGAAGCUCUCAAUAUUCGACUCGAUGGAAAAAUGUAUUUUUUUGAAGAAGGGCCUACAGAAUUGGAUGCUCUAGUAUUUGGCCACCUUUUUACCAUUCUAACGACUCCAUUACCUAGAAGUGACCUAGCAAAUAUAGUGAGGAACUAUCCUUCUUUGAUAGAACUUGUGCAAAGGGUUGAAAAAGGAUUUUUUGGGAAAGAUGUGAAAGAGUAAUUUAAGUUGAUUUUAUUGUUCAUGAAUUUAGAAUUAUAUAGUAUAUUGGCGUUCUU